Molecule: messenger RNA, 339 nt
Organism: Urocitellus parryii (Arctic ground squirrel)
Lineage: Eukaryota; Metazoa; Chordata; Mammalia; Rodentia; Sciuridae
Source: RefSeq, a predicted model, not a curated record
AUGGGUCUCGCGCUUUCCUCGCUAGACCGCGCGGCUCAGCUCCUUCCUCCUCAGGUCGCGUGUCUUGGGUACGGAUUCCCGUCGCAGCCAGAGACCCCCACGAGAUCGGGUGGCCGAAGUUCCUUCGUGAGGACRGCAGGUGACCCCGGAGCCCAAACGGAGAGUGUGCGGCCAGGGAUCGCCAGGGGCACAGGAAUGGCGGGACCUGGCGUGCGGAAUUCAGUGAUCUUUGAGGAUGUGGCUGUGAACUUCACCCAGGAGGAGUGGGCUUUGCUGGAUCCUUCCCAGAAGAAUCUCUACAGAGAUGUGAUGCAGGAAGUUCUUAGAAACCUGGCUUCU